AAGAAACUAGUAACUAGUAAAGUAAUUAUCAUCUGAUCAGGAGGUCAUUCGUUCAAAUCGCGAAAACAAACUCUUAUAGAAAUACAGAUAAAAUUACAUAUUAUAAACUUUUGUUGUUCGAUCUUUCUCCAAACCACCUCGCACAUAGCGUAAACGUCAAUAUUGAUUCUUCUCCAAGUCACCUCUCACAUAGCUUAAAGUUAAUAUACCAUACUAUCCUCCUUUUUUUUUUUUUUUCAAAUGAGAUGUCAAAUUUCACGAGUUAAUAUUUUCAAUUUUGAUUAUUACUUUAAAAUUUUAAAAUAAAAUUUAUAUACUUAAAAAUUACGUUAAAAUUAAUUAUUGUCACGAAAAUUAGGACAGAGAAUAAAAAAGAAAAAAAAGAAGUAAAUAGGUGCUCCAUUUUUAUAGCAUAAAAUAUAUAUUGUGUCCAAAUUGGUAAUCGAAAAGCCGCCAGCACCGCCACCUUCCGCCGCCGCUUUUUCCGAUUACCCAAUUUGGUUUGCAUCGGAGAAGAAGAAGAAGAAUCUUCUAGAAGAAUCAUCAUCAUCAUGACUUACGCUAUUCACCUUCUUCGUCACUCCAAUAAGAUCAGGAGUUCUUCAAACUUAAUACGGCAUGAUUCUUCUAGUCUUGUCCGCUGGUUCAGUAAUGGCACGAGGGAGAGACGCAACAUUUCGGAGUCCUUCAAUAGAUGCAAAUCAAGUUCAGCGGUCUCCAACAACAGUUGUAGAGCAGUAUCUCCCACGGUGUCAUUUGUAAAUGCUCCGGGAACUGCAAUUGCUCCAUGCCCCUCCACCGCUAGCAUGCAUUUCAUGAGAAGCUCGUCAGGAUCACAAGUGCUUUCAAGGAGGGGUUUCUCCUCUGCUUCAGAUCUUCCUCCACACCAAGAGAUUGGCAUGCCCUCUCUUUCACCUACAAUGACAGAGGGAAAUAUUGCCAGAUGGUUAAAGAAAGAGGGUGAAAAAGUUUCUCCUGGUGAAGUGCUCUGUGAAGUGGAAACAGAUAAAGCAACAGUGGAGAUGGAGUGCAUGGAAGAGGGAUAUCUAGCUAAGAUUCUUCGCGGAGACGGAGCAAACGGUAUCAAAGUUGGAGAGGUGAUCGCUAUAACCGUUGAAGAGGAAGAUGACAUUGCAAAAUUUAAAGAUUACCAGCCUUCUACAUCAGUUGCUACGCCUUCACCAAAAGCUCCUGCUUCUCCACCUCCUCCUCCCAAAGAAGAGGUUGCCGAGAAACCUGUCACCCCAUCAGAGCCAAAAGUUUCUAAACCCAGUGCGCCUCCGGCAGAUCGCAUUUUUGCUAGUCCGCUGGCUAGGAAAAUUGCGGAAGAUCAUAAUAUACCUCUCUCAAACAUCAAAGGAACAGGUCCUGAGGGACGUAUUGUGAAAGCUGAUAUUGAUGAUUAUCUUGCUUCACGCGGAAAGGAAGCCCCUGCAGCAGCUUCCAAGGCUGACACAUCUAUAGAUUACGCAGAUAUUCCUGUUGCACAGAUAAGAAAGGUGACAGCUUCUAGGUUGCUGUUGUCAAAGCAAACCAUUCCCCAUUACUAUUUGACUGUUGAUACAUGCGUCGACAAACUCAUGGAAUUGAGGAGCAAGCUCAAUUCGUUGCAAGAGGCUUCAGGAGGGAAGAAGCUAUCUGUUAAUGAUCUUGUAAUAAAGGCUGCUGCUUUGGCUCUUCGGAAAGUUCCUCAGUGCAACAGUUCAUGGACCAAUGACUACAUUCGUCAGUAUCACAAUGUAAAUAUCAGUGUGGCUGUGCAAACUGACAAGGGACUUUAUGUUCCCGUCGUGAAGGAUGCUGAUAAGAAAGGUUUAUCCACUAUUGCCGAGGAAGUGAAGAACUUGGCCCAGAAAGCAAAAGAUAACAGCUUAAAACCACAGGAUUAUGAGGGUGGGACAUUCACCGUCAGCAAUUUGGGAGGGCCUUUUGGCAUUAAACAGUUCUGUGCCAUCAUUAACCCUCCACAAUCAGCCAUCCUAGCAGUUGGAUCUGCCGAGAGAAGGGUGGUUCCAGGAUCGGGCCAAGACCAGUACAAGUUUUCCAGUAUGAUGUCUGUAACAUUGAGCUGUGAUCAUCGGGUUAUUGAUGGUGCAAUUGGUGCAGAAUGGCUCAAAGCAUUCAAAGGCUACAUAGAGAAUCCAGAGUCCAUGUUACUGUAGAUUGAUACUUCCCCUUUUUUUGGCCGAUCCUUUGAAAUCUUCACAUUUUCGUCAACAAAUGGUUGUACUUGGAUGUGUGAUAAAAUGGGAUUUUACGUGCCAUAGCCUGAUCUUAUUGUUUGAUAUAAGCAUCUUUAUUAGGGAAAGUGGCUGAACAACUUGGUAAUAAAUGAGGCUGCAAGGCUAAUGUACCAUUGAUUUAGGCUUUUCGUUCGCGCAGAGUGUAAACUCCGGAUUUUUUGCUCGAGAUCAUUGAGUUGAUUAUCUGUCUGUAAUAGAUGGUAUACUUUCUGUAAAUUCAUUUUUCUUCCAAUAAGAUUCACUAAUCUCUUAUAA
Molecule: messenger RNA, 2498 nt
Organism: Capsicum annuum
Lineage: Eukaryota; Viridiplantae; Streptophyta; Magnoliopsida; Solanales; Solanaceae
Product: dihydrolipoyllysine-residue acetyltransferase component 3 of pyruvate dehydrogenase complex, mitochondrial
Exons: 18
Coding region: 552-2162 (536 amino acids)
Biological process (GO): pyruvate decarboxylation to acetyl-CoA
Cellular component (GO): pyruvate dehydrogenase complex
Molecular function (GO): dihydrolipoyllysine-residue acetyltransferase activity
Source: RefSeq, a predicted model, not a curated record